AAAAAAGACGUGCAAGCAAGGCAAUCGUAUUACCCGCCAGGUCUUGCUUCUUCUUCAUCGCCGAAUCCCAACCCUAUCCCUAACCGUGAUCAUGGGGACGGAAGUGGAGACCUCGGAAGUGGAGACCUUGGUUCCGCUGCUGCAUUCCGAGACGACGGAGAAGCCUCGUGGCGGAGGUUUGCUUUCCGAGGUCGACAUUCCGCCAUGGAGGGACCAGAUCACGAUCAGGGGUUUGCUUGUUAGCGCUUUGCUUGGAUCGCUCUUCUGUAUUAUCACUCACAAGCUUAAUCUCACGGUCGGUGUGAUCCCCUCGCUCAACGUCGCAGCCGGCUUGCUGGGGUUCUUCUUUGUUAAGAGCUGGACGGGAUUCUUGCAGAAAUUGGGGUUUUCGGGGAAGCCCUUCACUCGGCAGGAGAACACCGUGAUCCAGACCUGCGUGGUUGCGUGUUAUGGGCUGGCUUUUAGUGGGGGAUUUGGAUCAUACAUGCUUUCAAUGGACCAAAAGACUUAUGAGCUCAUUGGACCAGAUUACCCUGGUAACAGGGCAGAAGAUGUUAAAAAUCCUUCUUUGGGUUGGAUGAUUGGCUUCAUGUUCGUUGUUAGUUUUCUUGGCCUUUUUAGCCUUGUCGCACUUCGCAAGGUUAUGGUAAUUGACUACAAGCUCACCUACCCUAGUGGGACAGCAACUGCCUUGCUUAUAAAUAGUUUUCAUACCAACACUGGAGCUGAGCUGGCAGGGAAACAAGUCCAUUGCCUUGGAAAAUAUCUGAGCAUAAGCUUCUUCUGGAGUUGCUUCAAGUGGUUCUUUAGUGGUGUGGGAGAUUCAUGCGGCUUUGAUAAUUUCCCUAGUUUGGGUCUUGAAGCAUUUAAAAAUACGUUUUAUUUUGACUUCAGUCCAACUUACAUUGGAUGUGGUCUUAUCUGCCCGCACAUUGUUAAUUGCUCAGUCCUUCUGGGAGCUAUUAUCUCAUGGGGCUUUCUUUGGCCAUUCAUUGCUCAACGGGCAGGGGAUUGGUACCCAGAUAACCUUGAAGCCAAUGACUUUAAAGGACUUUAUGGAUACAAGGUUUUCAUAGCACUAUCUCUGAUCCUUGGUGAUGGAAUUUACAAUUUGAUCAAAAUAUUGUAUGUGAGCAGCAAGGCGAUGUGCAAUGUGCAGUCAAAAGAGAGCAGCCUUCCCAUUGCCAAUCAAAAAGAUGAUGAGGAUGAGGAUUCAAUGCUAUCAGAAGAGGAUAAACUACGUAACGAAGUGUUUGUAAGAGACAGCAUACCACCCUGGCUUGCAGCAUCUGGGUAUGUUGCAUUGGCUGCAAUAUCCACUGCGACAAUACCAAUCAUCUUUCCUCAAAUCCCAUGGUACCUUGUUCUGGUUUGUUAUAUCCUCGCUCCAGCACUUGCCUUCUGUAACUCAUACGGCACUGGCCUUACUGACUGGAACCUAUCAUCUACUUACGGGAAGAUUGGCCUCUUCAUUUUUGCUUCACUGGUCGGAUCUAAUGGUGGUGUGAUUGCUGGACUGGCUGCAUGCGGUGUCAUGAUGUCCAUCGUCUCUACUGCUGCAGACCUUAUGCAGGACUUCAAAACAGGCUAUCUCACACUUUCAUCCCCUCGCUCCAUGUUUGUAUCACAGUUGAUCGGAACAGCAUUGGGUUGUGUCAUUGCCCCUCUCACAUUCUGGCUAUACUGGAAGGCAUUCGACAUUGGAUCCCCUGACGGCGUCUACAAAGCUCCCUAUGCAGUUAUUUAUCGUGAAAUGGCCAUUCUAGGCAUUAAAGGUUUCUCGUCACUGCCAAAACACUGCCUGGAGAUUUGCUGCGUGUUCUUUUUGCUUGCCAUUGUCAUCAACCUCGCAAGGGAUGUAACUCCUCCUAAAGUCUCCAAGUUCAUUCCAAUCCCCAUGGCAAUGGCUGUUCCUUUCUACAUCGGAGCAUACUUCGCAAUUGAUAUGUUUGUUGGCACUGUUAUCUUGUUUGUGUGGGAGCGUAUUAAUAAGAAGGGAGCUGAUGAUUUUGCAGGCGCCAUGGCCUCUGGUCUUAUUUGUGGUGAUGGCAUUUGGACCGUCCCUUCAGCUAUUCUUUCUAUCUUCAGGAUUGAUCCUCCUAUUUGCAUGUCCUUUGGCCCUUCUUCAACCUGAUCUUUCGUCAGCGCAACUAGCAUCAUGUGAAUAAGUAGUUCCGUUUAUAUGUACUUUGUUGAUUGACGUUCUUAAUUAUAUAAAUUUUAUUAUCAAUUAAACACUUGUUUCCAGAACUUUGGGGGAUCAGUGUAUAUGACUUAAUAGGAAAUGCUUCACAAA
Dioscorea cayenensis subsp. rotundata (Guinea yam) is the source of this 2296-nucleotide messenger RNA. Its product is annotated as probable metal-nicotianamine transporter YSL6. Gene Ontology annotation, molecular function: oligopeptide transmembrane transporter activity. The record is from RefSeq and is a predicted model, not a curated record. The transcript has 7 exons. Gene Ontology annotation, cellular component: vacuolar membrane. The coding region runs from base 92 to 2134 and encodes 680 amino acids. NCBI's taxonomy places the organism in Eukaryota, Viridiplantae, Streptophyta, Magnoliopsida, Dioscoreales, Dioscoreaceae.